Messenger RNA from Rotaria sordida, 1221 nucleotides. Lineage: Eukaryota; Metazoa; Rotifera; Eurotatoria; Philodinida; Philodinidae. The record is from the annotation of a GenBank genome assembly.
AUGACAGCUCCUUGUUUAUUAAAUGAAUUUGAAUUACUUGAUGGUACAACAACACAAAAAUUAUUUAUUCGUCUAACACCAAUUAUAUUUUGUGUUGGAUUACUUGGAAAUAUUCUUACAAUGUGUGUAUUUAUUAUAACUGAUCUUAAAAGACAAUCUGUAUCAAUAUUAACUAUUGCUUUAGCUAUUGUUGAUUCAUUAGUACUUCUUAUACCUGUUUCAGUUUUAUGGCUUGAACAUUUAUUAAAACGAGAAUUUACUGAUGCAUCACCAUUUUGGUGUCGUACACAUGGUUUUUUUGAUUUAACUUUUACAUGUUGUUCAAGUUGGCUAAUGAUUUGUAUUGCAUUUGAACGUUUUUGUGCUGUUUGGUUGCCUCAUCGUCAUAAAAUUUUAUUUACUCAUCGAAAAAUAUUUUUUUUUGUUCUCGGAAUUGUUAUUACAGCAACAAUAAUAUCAACAUGGUUUAUAUUUGUUGUUAAAAUGGUUUUAAAAACUCGACCUGUAAUUUUACCACAGACCACUACAUCAUUAUUAAAGAAUUCUUUUAAAAAUAUUUCAGAAAAUUUUAUUUUUUGGUCAUCACGGCAAAUUACUCCAGAAAAUCAUACAUUGAAAAUUUAUUUUAAAUGUGAUGUUUAUGAUGAUAUUCUAUAUGAUUCAAUGGGAAUGGUAUCAGUUAUAAUAAAUUAUUUUGUUCCGUUUGUAUUUAUAUUAUUAUUAAAUUCGACAGUUAUUUAUCGUUUAUGUCAACGUGGUAUUGUUGAAUUACGAUCAUCAAUAACAGUAACAUUAAUACUUGUUUGUCUUGUUCAUUUAUUUUGUACAUUACCAUUUCAAUGUUGGUGGAUAUAUUAUGAAGUUCUUGAUCAAACCGGUGAUUGUUCAUGGUUAAAAAAUAAAUUAACAUGGCGUACAAUAACAUUUACAAUAAGAAACAUUAAUUAUAUGGCAAAUUUUUUUCUUUACUCAUUUUCAUCGAAAUUAUUUCGAGAUGAAUUAAAGGGUCUAGUUUUAUUAUGGUUAUUACCACAUGAAAGAUAUCAAAGUUAUCAUUAUAGACGACAGUCAUUAUAUGAUAAUAUGCAGCAACAAAAUGUUUCACUUAUACGUCUUAUUAUGAGAAGAUUAAGUCGAACAAGUGAAUAUACAAAUGGUGGAGUUAUUGUUAAUCCUAUUGGUGGUGCUGUGGCAAAUAAUGAUCAUGUUGCCAAUGUUUAG